Carcharodon carcharias (great white shark) is the source of this 4037-nucleotide messenger RNA. RefSeq names its product interferon-induced GTP-binding protein Mx3-like. Gene Ontology annotation, molecular function: microtubule binding; GTPase activity; GTP binding. NCBI's taxonomy places the organism in Eukaryota, Metazoa, Chordata, Chondrichthyes, Lamniformes, Lamnidae. The record is from RefSeq and is a predicted model, not a curated record. Gene Ontology annotation, biological process: defense response to virus. Gene Ontology annotation, cellular component: nucleus; membrane; microtubule. The coding region runs from base 392 to 2518 and encodes 708 amino acids. The transcript is spliced from 15 exons.
AAAGGGAUAGCUAGGCAGAGGCAGAUAAGUCCUUGCAGGAGUGAGGUUAGCAGCUUUAUCAGGGAGUGAGCUUUAGGUUUUACUUCCUGUCAACUCCACUAUGUUGUGGUUUUAAACUCAGAGCCCAGAGCUCUGAAUCAUUUUAGCUCGUUUCAUCAGUAACAGAAUUGUUGAACAGCUCUGUAGCCCUGAGUGACAUUGUACAUUCACUGGAUUUGUUUGAGGCAAUCCAUCUCUAUCUGCCAGCCUAAUGCAGCAAACUUCUUGUGGGCCUCUUCUCCAUUUGGUGAUGAUCUUCUGCAACUAAGAAAUAAUACUGGAACAGAAACCUACAAAAAUCUCCAUAGGUUAACUGCAAGACUUCCAAAGAGAUUGGAAUUUGGUGGCAAGAAUGGACUCAAAGCCGCACCGGACUAGGAAAUCCCACUCAUCAAGAAGAAGUGUGGUGAUCCCUCAGGAGGCCAAGGAGCUUACGUAUUUGAUGCCGACAAAUGGCACAAUUCAAUCGCUAUUGGCACCAGUUGAAGGAUCUAUAACCAAUAGUCUGGGUGGAGUGUCGAUUGUUAACGGAGGUGAUAGUAACUCCAAGGGGCCUGCCUGUGACAAGAAUGUCUGGCUGUCUGCAUUUGGUGCGCUGGAGGCACAAAAACAAAGAGAAGAACAGAGAAAACUUUCAGUUAAGGCAAUGGAUACCGCUUUUUACAAUGAGUACGAAAAUAAAGUGCGGCCUUGCAUUGACCUCAUUGACACACUGAGAGGAUUUGGCGUGGAUAAGGACCUGGGACUUCCCGCCAUUGCAGUGAUUGGAGACCAGAGUUCGGGGAAGAGCUCAGUCUUGGAGGCACUGUCAGGGGUGUCACUUCCCAGAGGGAGCGGAAUUGUGACAAGAUGUCCACUGGAACUGAAGCUCAAGCAAGUCAAAAAGGAGAAUGUUUGGAAAGGGAAAAUAAGCUACAAGGACUACUCAAAUAAACUUAAAAAUGCAGCCGCAGUGGAACAAGAAAUUCGUAAAGCCCAGGACAUAAUUGCAGGAGCAGGAGUCGGAAUCAGCCAUGAAUUAAUCAGUCUUGAAAUCGAAUCCACCAGUGUCCCUGACCUAACUCUCAUAGAUUUGCCAGGAAUCGCCAGAGUCGCAGUUGGCAACCAACCAACAAAUAUCGGAGACCAGAUUAAGAAACUCAUUAAGUCAUUUAUUCAGAAACAAGAAACAAUCAACCUUGUGGUUGUGCCAUGCAACGUUGACAUAGCAACCACAGAAGCUCUGAAAAUGGCCCAGGAAGUGGACCCUUCCGGAGAGAGAACUCUGGGCAUUUUAACAAAACCUGACCUGGUUGAUAAAGGGACAGAGGCAAAUGUGGUUGACAUUGUGCAUAACAUAGUAGUGGAGCUGAGGAAAGGUUACAUGAUUGUCAAGUGCCGUGGGCAAAAGGACAUCAAUGACCAUUUGACACUGGAUGAUGCAAUCACAAAUGAGAGGUCAUUUUUCGAAGACCACGAACACUUCAGACAGCUUCUGGAUGAGGGGAAGGCCAGCAUUCCAUGUUUAGCUGGUAGACUAACAACGGAACUUGUUAAUCACAUCAAUAAAUCAUUGCCACAGUUACGAAAUGAUGUUGAAAUGAAGCUGAAUGAUACAAUGCAAAAACUGAAAAACUACAGCAGUGGGGUUCCCAUUACCAAUGAAGAGAAGGUGAUGUUUAUGAUUGAGAAAAUCAACAAAUUCUGUAGUCACACAAGAAGUUUGACUUCUGGGGAAGAGCCUCGGAAUUCUGUAAAUGGGGAGCGGUACAUCACCAAAGUACGAAAGGAGUUUGCAGAAUGGAAUUCAUUUCUGGACAAGAGCAUAUCAAACUUCCGGGACUACCUGCGUGAUGAAAUUCUACAUUUUGAAGAUUAUUACCGUGGAAGGGAGCUGCCAGGAUUUGUCAACUACAGAACAUUUGAAUCAAUUGUAAGGAGUGAGAUUAUGAAUUUGGAAGAACCAGCCAUUAAGAAACUGAAGAAAAUCACAGAAGUUACAAGAACAGCUUUUAUUGAUAUUGCUGAGCAACAUUUCACUGCCUUUUGCAACCUUUGCAAAGCUGCCAAGAUCAAAAUUGAAUCCAUCAGCCGACAGGAAGAGAGUGAAGCAGAGGGGCUUCUGCAGGCCCAGUUCAAGAUUGAAAGUGUGGUGUAUUCCCAGGACAACAUCUACAGCCAGAAUUUAAAUACAGUGAAAUUCAACUCAAAGCUAGUUAGUGGAAACGCCAGCAUCCAGGAAAUGUCAUACCAUGUACAGACGUACUAUAAGAUUGCUUCUGGUCGACUGGCUGACCAGAUUCCCCUGGUAAUAUGCUACCAUAUUUUAAAUGAGUUUGCUGAUAAACUACAGGCAGAGAUGCUCAAGCUCCUGCAAGACAGAGAUCUCAUUGAUGAAUAUCUGUUUGAGGAUCAAGACACAAAGAUGAAGAGAGAAACCCUUCAAAACAGAAUGGUACGGCUGAAAAAGGCCCAGAAGAUAUUGUUUGAAUAUGCUUAAGUGCUCACUGAAUGCAGAUUAACAAACAGUUUAACUUGAUGUGUUGUUCUUUGUGCUUGCUUAUUUUUUCUCCUUCUUCUUCUCCAGUCCUGUAAUUGUUAAGCUUGUAUAGUUCCCCGGUCGCUGGUCACUCUCUGGUACAAGAGGUCAUUGGUGUCUGAGCUUUGGCAGUGAGGCUUAGCAAAAUAUUCAACUGAGGUGGAAAAAUAUCAGUAUCUUCCUCACUCAAGGUCCAUAUGCAUCAUUUUUCACCAGGAGUCACAGAGGAGACAUAAGGUGAAUCAACCCUGAUGAAUUUACUCUCCCCAAACGUGUGGGAGCUCUGAGUGUCAUCCUGAGUGAAAUCAGGUAACCUAGAACAGUCUGUGGAUUCAACCGUGAGAUUAUCUUGUCCACAUGACUCAGCUACCCUCUUAGGAAAGAGAAUUAGAUUAUCAAAAGCCCUUUAACUUACCUUUGAGACAUCUUAUGUAGAAUCUAUGACCUUCAGAUUACAAUGCAACAUGUUCUACAUUCUGUAUAAUGGGUCACAAGCUGUUACAAUUCAGAAUGUGAGAACCAAUAAAUAUUUAGCUUGAAGUAGGUAGAAAUGAAGUCUAAUAAUCAUCAGUCAUAGGCCGGGAUUUUCUGUCCCCCUUGUGGGUGGGACCCGCCGUGGGUGAGGCGGUGCCCCAGUCAGAAGUCCAUUGAUUUGCAGCGGGACCAGAAGAUCGCAGCAGCAGGCAGGUGCAGAAAAUCCCAUCAAUGAUUUCACAAAAGUACUUGAUAGUAGGGGGAAAGGGAGAUUACUGUUUCCCAUAGAUUUAUAUUUAUCUAUGCUGCUGCAUUUCCCAAAGUGCAUUUCAAAUUAGGCGCAUGGAUAAGCCAUGAUAGGAUGUUAGUCAAUGUAACACAAAAUGUAUUAUUCCCUUUCUAAGACUUAACUGAAUCCUUAUAAGAUGACCAGUUCUAUUUAUACGCAGGGACCUGUCCUCUGUAGGUAAAAGAAACAUGUCCAGGCAUUGUACCUUUUCUGAAUUAAACAAAAGCAUGGACGACAAUAGUUCCUGGUGCAUUCUCUAUGGCAAUGCUUUGACCAAUCAGAGUCGCCUUGUCAAAGAAUCAGCACCUUUUCUCAUGCAGCAUUUGAAAUUUGGCACUCUUGCAUCUGUCCUGAUGAGUGCAAGGUGAAAAGCUUUGACAGUAUGUCUCCUUUUUCAGCAAUAUCUCAAGAUAAGCUGUUAGUAAACGGUUGGCUCCUCCCCGGGGUCAAGAGAACCCGGCAUUAAGUAGCUGUCCCUCUUUCUUUGUUCACUUAAAGACUGUAAUUUGCAAAGUGUGACUUGUAUUGGAUACAAUAUUUAUAAAUAAUUGUAAAGUGUCAAAGAAAUCCUGCACUGUGCUAUUUGAAAAGAAUGGUUAAACUUAUCUCACCAUCUCUAUUCUUUUUAUUCUUUCUCAGGAUCUCAAUGCUCUUUACCUAACUUUGUCAUCCCUUCCCCUUUAAAACUUACAAAGUAAAACCUAAGAUUGCAAACCA